CCAAUUCCUCGGUCUCCUCUCUCUCUCCCCAACUCUCUAUGAAUCGGUUUGUUCAUCAUUUUGUAUCUGCAAGAAGGGGAUUCAUUUCGCAUACUGAAGCAGGGUUGGAAAGAUCGAUCUAAGCCUGACAGGUACUUUUUUAAAGAGCUUUAGAGUGGUGUGAGAUGGAUACAUCACAGAAUGCAACCGGUGGGAGUGGUGGAAAUGGGGUUUUGGUCCCUCAAGCCAAUGAUACAGCUGGAGCAACAAUGGUGGAUGAUCCAAAGCAAAACCUGAACGAGGUCAUUAACUCUAUUCAGAAAACUUUAGGGCUCAUUCACCAGCUCUACCUCACUGUCUCUUCGUUCAACGACGCCUCUCAGCUCCCCCUCCUCCAACGCCUAAAUGCUCUUGUUAUCGAGCUUGACAACAUGGCUAAGCUGUCCGAAAAAUGCAAUAUCCAGGUUCCUAUGGAAGUUUUUAAUUUGAUUGACGAUGGGAAGAAUCCUGAUGAAUUUACAAGGGAUGUCAUAAACAGUUGCAUUGCCAAAAAUCAGAUCACUAAAGGCAAAACUGAUACCUUCAAGAGUUUACGCAAACAUCUUCUGGAAGAACUUGAACAGACAUUUCCUGAUGAAGUUGAAUCUUACAGAGAAAUACGUGCUGCAUCUGCUGCUGAAACAAAACGGCUUGCACAAGCACAGAGCAUAUUACAGAAUGGUGAUGUGAAAGUCAAACCCGAGCCUUAAGCAUGUCAUUUGUUUAUGUAUCAGGUUCUUGUUGUCAAAUAUGGGCCACUUUUAAGCAAAUAUGUGUAAAUUUGAUUUUUGCUUUUGCACAAACUUCUUUAUCUUAUUCAAGCCACUUGGUCACCAAGCACCCAAUUAGAAUUCAAAUUUCAAUCCUAUAGUUGCAAAAUUAUAUUC
This is a messenger RNA of Prunus persica (peach), 905 nucleotides long. RefSeq names its product mediator of RNA polymerase II transcription subunit 10b. The record is from RefSeq and is a predicted model, not a curated record. Lineage: Eukaryota; Viridiplantae; Streptophyta; Magnoliopsida; Rosales; Rosaceae. The transcript has 7 exons. Gene Ontology annotation, cellular component: mediator complex; chromatin. Bases 165 to 728 code for a protein of 187 amino acids. Gene Ontology annotation, molecular function: transcription coregulator activity. Gene Ontology annotation, biological process: positive regulation of transcription by RNA polymerase II.